UGAUCAGCCUUAAUCACUUGUUCUGCUCCAGAACCCGAGUGCUCCCCGGCCCAACAAGGGUUCCGCGCUUGGUAAGUUUGCGGGGGUAUGCGCACGGUGUAACGGCAUCCUUGCGACCUCUUUUGACAAGUUGAGCGGGCCGCGUGGGAGCUGAGGAGAAAACUGGUCGAGGCCUUUGGUUGCUUUUUAUCAUUGAGUUCUGGGUCACCUGGGCUGAGGUCUCCGCUUCUACUUCAUUCACAGAGUUCUGCCCACGAGAUACAAAAGGCGUACGCGAUUCCUUGCAUUUGACGCGAAAGGUUUUGUUUGAGCUGCUUCCAAAGAUCUCAGGGAUCAACUGAGCUCUCCCACUACUCCGGACGAGCGAAUCGCCCACCUAGUCCUCCGGCUAUUGACUCUUAGUCCUCGUACUUGAAGCUUGUCAUUGUAAUUAAGGUCUCGAGGAUUGAAGAGAAAACGCAGAGCAUCAUGACAAGCUCAGAGUCGGAAGAGCAGGCGCAGCCACGGAAGCGGUCACGUACGAGUAAUAGUACUGAAGAUGGUGCUGCUGGGGGAAAAAAGGCAAGAGGAAGACCAAGAGUGGAUACCCAAGAUAGUACUGCUGCGGAUCGACGAAGAACACAGAUUCGUCUCGCGCAGCGAGCCUAUCGCCAGCGCAAAGAAACAACAAUCUCAUCACUGAAGUCACAAGGCACGCAGCUUCAUUCGAUCAUUGAGCAGAUGAACAAGACCUUUCUCCAGUUAAAUGAAUCAGCGCUGAAGUCAGGCUUGCUGCAAAUGAACCCUAGCCUAGCACAAGAGUUCAAGCUAGUCACAGAAACUUUCACAAAUUUUGCGAAGAUCGCUAGCGAUGACCAACAUAGUAGAGAUGGAGAUCAUGAAGGGAGUCCGGAAAACUCGACGGAUGGUGCUAACGGCACAAGCCAAGAGUCGCAAAUCCCUUCCCAGCCUGAACCAGAGCCUCAGCAGGUUGGAUGGGGAUACUCGGCCAUGAAUCCGACAGGAAAGGUUAACUCGGUACAACCAAUCCAAAUGCCACCAGAUAACUAUUUCUCACACCCUGCUGGCACCUUUGGACAAACAGACAGUACGACUAGCCUUGUUCGACGCCGUCAAUUCACGGUUGGCGACGUCCUCGAUCAGUCAAGAUCUUCCCAAGCUUCCACAUACCAACAAUCAACACAACCACAGCAACCAACGCAACUUCCUUUCGGUCUCGUCGACCUCCUCGGCGAGCACCCAACUCCGUUCACGCCACUUAAUCCCCACAUCUACUCUGUCAAUAUCCCAACACCAGACUUCACACCGCCGACUACCAGGCUAUCUACACCACCUUUACAGCUUCCGAACCCGCUAUUAAGCAAGACCCUUAAAUCAAUAACGACCUACAGCUUCGAUGAGACAACGUUUGCAAGACGCUUGACCAGGGCUUCGCUUGAGGCUGGCUUCCAGCUACUCAGUUCGGUGAAUCCCCGUCCCGCGGCCAUAAACUAUGUGUUCAAGCUGUCCUUGAGUUUCCUGACACGGGAGGAACUGCGUACACGGCUCAAGGCAAUGUUGUCGAGAGGUGUCAACGAGGAAUUGGAUUGGUGGGAAACACCUUUCAUCCACCUCGGCGGAGCAGGGACACAUUACCCACGCCGAGAUGCUUCAGGACACAUUAUCCCGAUCAAGAAUAGCUGGACGGCGAGGCAGAUAGGACCAUUCGAAAAACGAUUGAUGAGGCUAGAGAAUGUACAGGACGGGCGCUGGGAAGACUUGGACGACGUGGACCUGAUUGGCUUUGAGGGCGAGUGGUUUGACGCGUACGAUGUGCAAGGUUAUCUUGAAGAUAAAUACACCUGUAGAAUCGACCCGAAGAGCUCGUUCGCUGAAUGCUUGAUCGAAGAGGAGGAAGCCAGCGAGGCUGCGAAGCCCUCUAGCUGCCUUCCACAGUACGAUUCCAGCACAACAAGAGCACUGGACGAGGUUUCCAACUCUCCGAGUUUAACGCAUAGCUCUGCAUCAGCACCAGCGUCCUCUACCUCAUCUUCCGCCUCAUUCACACCACCGACGAAUGCUUUCAACCUACCCGACGCACCUUUCGGCCUCGAUAUGAACUUCAAUCACGCGCCUACACCAAACUACCCCGCCGACAUCCCCAAGCUCGCAAAUUACGACAUCUCAUUUGACCAGACCCUGGGCUUGGACCUUGCGCCCGGAUUUGACUAUGGGUUUGCUGGGGCCGCGGGAGGAUGGAGUGGAGAUAUGCAGCUGGGACUGGAUUUGAUGGGUGAAAAUGUGGAGGUUGUGAAGCAGAAGCGAAAGAAGACUACGUGGGUGGAUACUACUAUCUUGAUCAAUGAGUUGUUAAAACACGGUGUUUGCUUGGGAAGGGCGCCUGGCUUCAGGAGAAAGCAUGUCGAUAUGGCGUUACGUCUUGCUUUGAUUCCCCCGUACUGAGGGACAGGAUGAAUCUUGAUAGCAAAGUUUGUCGCGUGUUGUUCAAGGUAUACCUAUAUUUGGUUGGCGAUUGCGUGGCAGCGCAAAAGGCGAAGUUUAUUUGGU
Cucurbitaria berberidis CBS 394.84 is the source of this 2547-nucleotide messenger RNA. RefSeq lists its product as uncharacterized. Bases 469 to 2442 code for a protein of 657 amino acids. Gene Ontology annotation, biological process: regulation of DNA-templated transcription. Lineage: Eukaryota; Fungi; Ascomycota; Dothideomycetes; Pleosporales; Cucurbitariaceae. The record is from RefSeq and is a predicted model, not a curated record. Gene Ontology annotation, molecular function: DNA-binding transcription factor activity. The transcript has 3 exons.